AUGGACCGAGCAUCAAGACGACGCCCCGUGUUGCUUCUCGUCCUAGUUGCUGCCGUCAGCGUGCUCUGCCUUGUUCAAGUCGCGUCAGCUUAUACCGGGUACCAGCAGAUGAUAGCGAAGCUCAAGACGAAGGGUUACAGCACGGCUCUCGCCGCUUGGCAGACGUCUGGCCUCAACAACACACUCAAGCAAUGGCUGCCAACGUCUCAAAUGACGAUACUGGUGCCGCGCAACAGCGCGUUCAGCAAGCUCACGGGCAGCUACCAGUAUUCGAAGCUCAAGAAGAACCCCAAGGCGCUGCUGCAGGUCAUGGCCUUCCACGUGUGGAAGCAGCGCUUCUCCAGUUCUACGCUGGAGGCGAUUAAAGUGGGCACACAGUUUGGCACCCUGGAUUACAAGUACGUGAUGAGGAAGUCAGGCACCAAACCAGCAAGGUUCACCAAGCUUGGAGCUUCUGGGGGAGCUAAGAUCAUUGCAGCAGACCUCUAUGUGGACCCACAGGUUAUCGUGCAUGGUGUGGAUACUGUCAUCAUUCCACCCAAGAUUAACAAGUAA
Messenger RNA from Closterium sp. Yama58-4, 555 nucleotides. NCBI's taxonomy places the organism in Eukaryota, Viridiplantae, Streptophyta, Zygnematophyceae, Desmidiales, Closteriaceae. The record is from the annotation of a GenBank genome assembly.